UAACUUAGUUUAGUUGACAGUGUGCCAAGGUCGGCGGUGGAGGGUGUACGCGCUCGCUGCUGCUCCUGUGUGAGGGGUUUUCUCCGCAACGUUAAUCGACUGUUUGACACUAUCACCGCCACACAACUGUUUGACACUGUUGCUAUAGGCAUUAUAUAUAUAUAAAGCUUCAUAAUGGAGAAGUCUCCUGGUGACGGGGUGAUAAUGGAGCUUUAUAAGGGUCCACUCGCUGACUCUCUGAGCCACGUGUCCAUGUUCAUCAAAGAGUACUUGGAGGUGGGCCACGAACGCACCUUCUUGCCAUCUUUCUACGCAGAUUGGUACUCUAAAUACGCCAGCUUUCCUGUUCAAAAGGAUGACACAUGGGUUGUCACCUAUCCAAAGUCAGGAACCACUUGGGUCCAGGAGCUGGUAUGGUGUCUCAUCAACGACCCAAAAUCUCCUGAAGCAGAACUGGAACUAAUGAAGAGGUUCCCUUUCUUUGAGAUUGAGUCUCUCAUUAGCCCCGACUUUGACAAGUCUCUUUUGAGAGAGGAUGACCCUAUGAAUUCGGGAAACUCAUGGCGCAUCCUGCAAGAAUUACCUGCCCCGAGGAGCAUCAAGUCACACUUGCCGAAGGCACUUCUACCCGAGCAAAUCUGGCAAGUCAAACCCAAGGUGGUGUAUGUCUGUAGGGACCCCCGCGACGUGUGCGUCUCCUACUACUAUCAUCACGUCAAGCUGGAGGGCUACGCUGGAACCUUCAACCAGUUUGUUGAUUUCUUCCUGGCCGACAAAGUUACGUACUCGCCUAUCUGGUCACAUAUUUUAACAUUCUGGAAGAUGCGGCAUGAAGAACACAUCCUCUUCCUCCGAUAUGAAGAUAUGAAAAAGGAUUUGGCUGCUAUAGUGAGGCAGGUAGCAGGUUUCCUGGGGAAGGAAGUGGAUGAGGAGCAGGUUGCCUGGCUGGUUCACCACUGCUCCUUUGGCGAGAUGAGCAAGAACCUGGCGGUCAACAAUGAGACUUUCAUGUCGGCUUCAUCUGAAGCUGCUCAAAAAUUGAAGUUCAUGAGGAAGGGAACGGUAGGAGACUGGAAGAACCACUUGACAGAGGAGCAGCAGAAGGCUUUCCAAGCAUGGACACUGAAGUGCCUCGAGGGCUCAGACUUCCCAUACUAUCAAGAUUAUGACUAAGAUGUACCUAUAUAUUGGCCAGCUGAAAAGAAUCCUUAAAAUAACUUUACACAUGUGAAGGUUAAAGACUUUGUACAGUUAUAGCAAAGGAUUAGUUAGCAAGUAGCCUCAGAAUACUAUAUAUAUUAUGCCAUCUUAUCCAGAAGUUCAGAUCAUAUGAACUUAGAGAAUUCUAAGGGAAAAGAUCAUAUUUAUCAUCUGUGCCUAUUUCACCAGAGGCAAUUUUAAUAUGGAAGUCUAUUGAUUUUAGUGCUGGCACGGUAGUGUUGUACAGUAUAUUGUGAGGAAGGUUUAGUAUGCAAGCAGCGCUUAAAUAUUGCUCUUAAUAAGAUGCCAACAUAAACUGAGCAAGUUGAGGAAUUAUUAGGUUUUGAGAUCUUGAUCAUUUUGGACAUUUGGGCUAUGGAUGUUGCAUGAUUAAUAACUGGGUAAGGACUGUUCUCGGUAAUGCUAAUGUAGCCGUUCUUUACAUCCCCUGUAAUCACGGCUUAUUAAAGGUAUUGAAGGACUGUGUUGUGUGUGCUUUAUUUUGCUACUAAAAGAAGUGCUUGUUUAUGCACGAGCUUAAGUUGUAGAAUGCAAAACUGCCACUGAUUUUGAUGUAACGAGAGAACAGUAGAAAAGCAUAAAGGUAGAACAGGUCUGGUCAUGAUGACAACCUGUCUGUCAGUAGAAAAUGAGAAAUUACACCUAUCAUUUAGUGAAUAACUGGUCCUCACACUAGGCUGUUUAAAGCAGAGGCCGUCUUCUCAAGACGGAUUCAUAAAUUUUAAUAUACUGUGUAUUAAAAAUUGGUUUGUUCUCAUAUAUAAAUUUAUAUUAUUAAACAUAACAAUUCUAUGUAUAAUUAGGUGUAGGUGAGGUUAGGUGUUUAGGUUCUUUUGGUAUUUAUUUGUACUUGAAGUAUGUGGGUGAAUCAUUUAUAGAAUUGGUUUGAACAGAGGACAUGAGCAAGCACUCGUUCCGGAAGUGUUCGGACGUCAUCAGUUGUGAGUCAAGUGUAAACCGCUUUUCAUUCAUAAAUGGCGGGUGGAUUAAUGAGCUUGGAUCUUUGUAAGGACGGGCUGAUUAAUUGUAUCUGAAGUACAGUAUGUGGAUGAAGCAUUUAUAACAUUGUGGUUCGAACAGAUGUCAUCAGCGAAGCACUUGUUCCGGAAGUGUUCAGACGUCACCUGUUGAUUCAUGUAUAAACAGUUUUUCAUUCAUAAACAGGGGGUUUGGCAGCUGGGUUAACGAGCAUUUGGCUUUGUCUAUGAAGAUGGUCUGCAGUGAAAUGGGGGAUAUGACUGUUUUAUGUAAGGGGUUAGACUUUCAAUGUUACCCUUAAUGUUAUCUUUCAGCGGUCAUUGGCGCCAACAUGACCAUACCACUUACUUUUUACUUUCGUAAAGAUCUUCACUGUACUGUAUGUGAUUAUUUUGGCAUUACAUUUACUUUUGCAUACAGAUUUCUUAGUUUUCAAUAUAUUAAAUAAAAAAUGUCCUUGUACUGUAUUUUCCCAACUUUUGAAAACAAAUGUCUCGUAAGAAAACUGAAGUAAAAUAUUUUUUUAUGCUCAUUGGGUGACAAUUUUGAAGAUAGCCACACUUACGCUAACUCAAUAUGAGGAUAUAAAAAUGCUACUAAAAGACCAUACUUUACUCGUAAAAAUAAAUGAGCAACACCUACA
Procambarus clarkii (red swamp crayfish) is the source of this 2842-nucleotide messenger RNA. NCBI's taxonomy places the organism in Eukaryota, Metazoa, Arthropoda, Malacostraca, Decapoda, Cambaridae. The record is from RefSeq and is a predicted model, not a curated record.